Molecule: messenger RNA, 1973 nt
Organism: Exaiptasia diaphana
Lineage: Eukaryota; Metazoa; Cnidaria; Anthozoa; Actiniaria; Aiptasiidae
Product: putative diacyglycerol O-acyltransferase Mb3761c
Exons: 1
Coding region: 16-1611 (531 amino acids)
Biological process (GO): triglyceride biosynthetic process
Cellular component (GO): plasma membrane
Molecular function (GO): long-chain-alcohol O-fatty-acyltransferase activity; diacylglycerol O-acyltransferase activity
Source: RefSeq, a predicted model, not a curated record
AUAGUACUAUUCAYCAUGGAGCAAAACGGUGUAACGAAGCGAAGUACGGCGAAAGAGAAUCAUUCUGGCCAUCCUACCUCAAAUGGAAAAUAUCCUCAUACUGAGACAGCUCGAAAGAUACUCAAAUCUAAAAUGAAAUUGGUCACGUUCGCUAAUUUGCGCUACAUCGUCGAGUGCCUAAUUGCCAACUAUAUUUUGAUCCCUGUCGUGAUCUUCCUAUUGCCAUUUAUACUGCUCUACUGGGUCUUGAAGAAGUUAGAAUUGUGGAUAGUGCGCUUAUCUUGUAAGAGUGCCGUUGCCUUGAAUGGUGAAGACGCUGUAUGGCAGCAAGACUCAGACUUGAAUCGAAUGAUAAUUUCWGCUGUCUUGUUCAUAGAAAGGCCAAAGGACGGGAAGAAAGCACUUGAGAACUUUAAGCAAGCUAUCUAUGAACGACUUGUGGAUCAUCGCGAUAGYCAUGGAAACCUCAUGUAUCCUCGCUCCAGGCAAAUCAUUCGACCUGGAAUCUUUCAAUACUUAUUUGUUGACGAUCCGAACUUCAACAUGGACAACCAUGUCUUCCAGUACGAUGGCAAGUGUCCAAAAACGAAAGAGGAACUGCAGGGCAUUGUUUCAGACCUUCAGUCGACACCUUUACCUGAAAACCUAUCGCCCUGGUAUUAUUGCUUCAUCCCAACUCAAUUAGAAGGAAAUAAAGAUGCGAUACUAUUACGUAUACAUCACUCAAUGGCUGACGGGGUCUCAUUGUCCAGAUUCUUGACUAGGGUUCUGCCAGAUCAAUACAUCCCACAGGAAGAACAUAAAAAGUUUUCUUCUUACGAAAGAGGUUUUAUAUUCAUGAAGGCAGUCUUUAUCAUUGGUAGGACUCUUCUGACACAACUUCUAAAAUUUGCAGACAAAUCAAUUAUACAUGGUGCAGAGAUGACAGGCAAGAAAAAAUGCUCCUGGUCUGAACCAAUGGAUCUGAAUCUCGUCAAGAGAAUCAAAAAUGCAACUGGUACGACAGUUAACGAUGUCCUUGUAGCCUGUUUGACUAUGGCGGUMAGAAAGUACYACAAGAAACAUGGCGUGGAAUCCCCUCCCGACUUCACUGCUUCGAUUCCAGUUGAUCUCAGUUUGUCCAAAACUGAACUCAAAUUCCAAAACAAAUUUGCAAUAGUUUUUAUCAAACUGCCCGCCAGCCAUGAGGGUGCUUUGAAUAUCCUCUUCGAAACAAAGUCAAGAAUUGAUGCCAUUAAAACUUCUGGAGAGCCAUUUGCAAUGUCCUGGCUGAUGACGCUAUCAGUUGAAUUCCUACCAGAGAUCGUUACAAAACCUUURUUGUCCUUUAUUACAAGGAAAGCAACCUGUGUAYUGUCCAAUGUACCUGGUCCACAGUACUUCCUGUCAGUUAACGGGAACUCAAUCAAGUACAUGACUUUCUGGCCACCWCAAAGGAACAAUGUUGGUAUUGGCUGGUCAAUUUGUUCSUAUGCUGGUCAGGUUGCAAUUGGCUCGGGGGGUGACGAGGCWGUAAUGAAAGACCCRGAAGCGAUAACGGAGCUCUUUGGCGAAUCUCUGAAGGAAUUGACUGACCAUGUUUUAAACUAUGACAAUUGCGUCAGCAAUUAGGUUUAUUUGAGUUUAUUAGGGUUUAUCUAGAAUAUUAUUAACAGUAUAUCAACUGAGCAUGAGUUCUGAUCUGCUAUAUUUGUGUCAUAUGACCAAAAGAUUUGUACUUCGAAUCAACAAAAUUAUUUGAAGGUUCUAUGAUUUAAAACAAUGUUAGAUGUAAAUAAUUAUUGCUGUGCGCUUGGUUUAUAUCGAUCAAUCGCAUGAAUCGCUAAAUCUGUAAAACUGAUAUUAGAAAUAUUUUUUUGACACACCUGACAUACUGUCAAGUAGAGAAUUUUAUCAGAUCAUUCAAUGUUUUGCGAAUUUAAAACGUAAAAUAUAUAGCAUUUUGCGAAAUAAAAUGGACAACUAGGAUAUUA